Messenger RNA from Camelina sativa (false flax), 990 nucleotides. The record is from RefSeq and is a predicted model, not a curated record. NCBI's taxonomy places the organism in Eukaryota, Viridiplantae, Streptophyta, Magnoliopsida, Brassicales, Brassicaceae.
AUGUCUCCGCCGAAAUCCUCAUCGGGAAAAACCGCAAAACCCUUGAUUCCGGGCGUUUUCGGCCCCCACCAGCCGUCGAUUCUCUCUGCGGAGAGCAUAGCCGAGAUUAGAGGAUCCACCGGGAUUCCGUCGGAGGUCGAGAUCAGAUUCCCGGAGGCUCAUGAGUCUCCGGAGAACCCCCCUCCAGGGUACUGCUGCGUGUUCGAGAUAUUCUUCUCUGCAUGCGGUCUGUCAUUCCCCCUUCCCGAACUCAUUGUGAAGAUGAUGUUCGAACUGGGCUUCGCUCUUGCCCAGAUGUGCCCCAACUUUGUUCGGACUGUCUUGUGCCUUCAAACUCUGGGGGAGGAGUUUGGCUACCAGCUGUCGUUGGCCGACUUCCUCCAGGUAUACACGGUGAAGACUGGUCGUACCAAAGGCACGCUUUACGUAAGCCCACUUGCCGGGCUAAAGGUCUUUGACGACCUGCCCGAGAAGGAUGAAAAGUGGCGGAAGUCCUAUUUCUUCUUCCCGGUUAACGAGCUCAUCUUCGGCCACCGCGUGAGUUCGCACGUAUCGAAGUGGACUUCGAAAAUCGAUCACUUCGAGCGCGGAUUGCUUUGCCCCACAUUCGCAGAGUUCUUCUCGAGGUUCUACAGCCAAGGACAGAUCGCUUGGGAUUCUUUUUCUUGUGAAAGGAUCAGAGAGUCCACGGCGAGGCUCAGAACGCGUUCUCUCGUUUGUUCCACCCCCUUGAGCGUUUCAGAGAUGAAUUACAGGGAAGAAAGGGCGUGCCGAGCUGCCGAAAAAGAAGCAAAGAAACAGAUGGCGAUGGCCCUCGCCGAAGGCAAAGCUCGCAUUUCUAACAAGAAUUCCUCCGUUCCUGAGGAGAGCGGGACUUCCGUGCCUCCAACUGGCUCUCCCGAGCUUGGUACAGAAUCAGCCAGGGCUCCUGCUGGCCCGCUGAUUUCUCCCGUGAUUGUCAUUGCUUAUUCUAGCGACGAGCCACGGUAG